AUUCUCCUAGUUGGGAAGUCGGUGAAUUUCCUCAUUCACGUAUGUAAUGAUUCUCUCAAUUUCAAAGACCUGGAGGCUAUUCGCAACACUCGAUUAAAACAAAUUGAGGCAAUAUUUAAUCAGACGUUUGAUCGUUCUUUUGAUCGAAUGAUUUCAACAGCCUAUACGCACGUUUCCAAACACCUCCUUGAAAUACUCUUUCAGAAGUAUCAUCUAAUGGAUCAUCUAACGGCUUGUAGAAAGUUCCUACUUCUGGGCCAAGGUGACUUCAUUCAACGCCUAAUAGAUCUGCUACAAGUAGAGCUUGAUGAGCCUGCCUGCAACAUAAUGCGUCAUCGACUCAAUGAGUUUCUGGAAACAGCCAUCCGCGACACUAAUGCUCAAUAUGAGGACUCUGAAAUCCUUCGGCGCCUUAAUGUAGAGGUUCUUGAAACUGCUGAAGGUGACAGUGGUUGGGAUGUAUUUUCCUUGGGAUACACGAUAGACGGACCUCUCACUACCAUCUUCCCACCCGAAUGCCGCCUCUUCUAUUUGAAGGCUUUCAGUUUUCUCUGGCGUCUCAAACGAAUGGAAUUCAUGUUAAGUGCUCUUUGGCGGGACCAGCUCUCGUUGGCUCGAAAGCCCUAUGCUCUUGCAGAUGAUCUCGCCCCUAUUCUCCACGUUGUUCAACUUCUUGGAGCUGAAUUCCGUCAUUUCAUCCUUCAGCUCCAGUAUUACGUCAAUUUCGAGGCUCUAGAAUGUGCCUGGCUUGACUUGGCAAAGGUGCUUCAAAGUGCAAAUGAUUUGGAUGAAGUGAUUGCGGCACAUCAGGCAUUCCUGGAGAGCGUGGUAGCUCGAUGUUUGUUGGAUCAGAACUCGAGAGAUCUACGAUACCAUCUGAGAGCUAUCUUUGAUUUGAUUAUCAAUUUCUUCCAACUUAACCAGGAUCUCCAGAACUUGGCCAAUGAUGAAGAGGAUGUAAGAGCUGAAUUGCAACACGAGAUUGAUGCGUCGGCAAAAACUGGCAACUGGGGAACUUGUGCUGGGCCUGAAUGCCGAGAAGUGGCUAGGCGCAAAAUGUUUGUGGAAGCUACGAUAACCCCUUUGACAGCCAGAAUUCGUGUUCUCGCUUCCAGCUAUAGAAGCAUGGUGACGGAGUUCAUGAAUAAACUACAGAAUCAUUCAGAUCAGAACUUACGUUUGUUGGUUCAAAGUCUCAAUUUCAAUGCCUACUAUAUAGAUGGAUUUGGGGAUAUAUGA
This is a messenger RNA of Rodentolepis nana, 1239 nucleotides long. The record is from the annotation of a GenBank genome assembly. Lineage: Eukaryota; Metazoa; Platyhelminthes; Cestoda; Cyclophyllidea; Hymenolepididae.